UAAUUAGAACAUGAGAAUCUCCAUGUUUGUGCUGUCUUAUAAAAAGAAUCACCUUUGAAUUCGUGAAGAGUCUUACGAACCGCGCUCUUAUAUUCUAGACUUGAAUUUUGUGACAAAUUCUUCUACUUUUCACAGUUCGUACAGCUCUGGUUGCUUUGAUAGCCUUUAUGCCAACCAACCCUGGUGGCGCGUUGGGCUCCCUUGACUAUCCCAAGGGGGAAAGACGCCAACUUGCUAUCAAGUCACGCGAAACUGCGCCUGUAUACGGCAACACAGAACGGCAAAAGCUAAUCAAUGAGGUCCAUCAAUACAUGCUCACCAAAGCUCCUCCUGUUCCUGAUCUCCCUCCACCUGCGAGCACUAAUGAGCAGACCAACGGCACCAUAUCAGAAGAACCACAGCAAACCAAUGCUAGUAAUAACGAAGCACCACCCACAGAAGGGGCUGUUCCAAACCCACAAGUAGAGGGAAUACCUGCCGAGGACGUGCACGAGCUCCGCGUUGAUGCAGCAGCCGGCCGACUAAGAUUGAGCUUCCGCACAGAAGUUGCGGUUUCGAGAGAAACAACAUCGGAGACAAAUUCACAACCUGAACGGGACAUUGUUCGAGCCCAAAAACCCAUGACCGACCGCUUUUUCAACUGGGCCGCCAUUGGACUCGCCGUUGCCAUUCUGGCUCUCUUAGUAAAGAAGUUCCUGAAAUCCAAUGGUAUAGCCCACCAUUUGACUGAUCUGUAAAUCACUACAUUAGCUGAAGGGACGUGAACUGCUUCGAUAAACAUUUGUUUGUACUUAACAUAAAAUUACUAUAAAAAUGCCCCGAAACAGGUGCUGCGUAAAGUUGUUUCCUCUGCAAGUUAAUUACACUUGUUGGUCUAUUCAGGAAGAAAGAAUUCUAUAUCUUGUUCCUAUGAGAGCUGCUGCAUUUACCAAAAGCAUUUUAGAGUAUUUUAAGAUCAAA
Messenger RNA from Phalaenopsis equestris, 960 nucleotides. Its product is annotated as ubiquitin-conjugating enzyme E2 32-like. Bases 168 to 737 code for a protein of 189 amino acids. NCBI's taxonomy places the organism in Eukaryota, Viridiplantae, Streptophyta, Magnoliopsida, Asparagales, Orchidaceae. The record is from RefSeq and is a predicted model, not a curated record. The transcript is spliced from 3 exons.